Drosophila eugracilis is the source of this 1785-nucleotide messenger RNA. RefSeq names its product 60S ribosomal export protein NMD3 (gene Nmd3). The transcript is spliced from 2 exons. The record is from RefSeq and is a predicted model, not a curated record. Gene Ontology annotation, molecular function: ribosomal large subunit binding. The coding region runs from base 128 to 1693 and encodes 521 amino acids. Gene Ontology annotation, biological process: ribosomal large subunit export from nucleus. Lineage: Eukaryota; Metazoa; Arthropoda; Insecta; Diptera; Drosophilidae. Gene Ontology annotation, cellular component: cytoplasm; nucleus.
UGUUUGCCCAUCCCUACAUCUCCACUGGCACGUGUUUACAAACUUGUGUACUCUACAGAAAUUUAACGUCUCGACUCCUGAAACGCCAUUGUGAAAUAGCUGGAAUACAGAUAUAUCUGGAGGAUUAAUGGAUCACGAAUACGCUGGCGUUAGCCCGCUGGGCGCCGGUGAGGGAAAGAGCGCCGCCUCGACUGCGUCAAUCCUGUGCUGCGAGUGUGGAGUGGUUAUCCAGCCCAAUCCAGCCAACAUGUGCGUCACUUGUCUGCGCAACCAUGUGGACAUCACGGAGAGCAUCCCGAAACAGGCGGUGCUCCACUUCUGUCGUAAUUGCGAGCGCUAUCUGCAGCCGCCCAACGAAUGGAUUCAGGCCUCUUUGGAGUCUCGCGAGCUUCUAGCCCUAUGCCUGAAGAAGCUUAAGGGAUUAAAGGAAGUGAAAUUGGUGGACGCUGGCUUCAUCUGGACGGAGCAGCACUCCAAGCGCAUUAAGGUGAAGUUGACCGUGCACGGAGAGAUCACCGGAGGAACGGUUCUACAGCAAGUCUUUGUGGUGGAAUUUACAGUGCAGAAUCAGAUGUGUAACGAUUGUCAUCGCACUGAAGCUAAGGAUUUCUGGCGCUGCCUGGUGCAAGUUCGGCAGCGGGCAGAGAACAAGAAGACCUUCUACUAUCUGGAACAGUUGAUUCUCAAGCACAAGGCCCACGAGAACACAUUGGGCAUAAAGCCGGAGCACGGUGGCCUGGAUUUCUUUUACGCUAAUGAUAACCAUGCCCGGCGCAUGGUCGACUUUCUUUUGACCAUGGUUCCCGGGAAGGUGACAACCUCGAAGCGUCUCAUCUCGCACGAUAUUCACAGUAACAACUACAAUUACAAGUACAACUGGUCAGUAGAAAUAGCACCAGUGUCGAAAGACAGUGCCGUUUGCCUGUCGAAGAAGCUACGCCACCAGCUGGGUAAUCUAUCUCCAUUGGUCCUGGUUAACCGAGUGUCCAGCAGCAUUCAUUUGAUUGAUCCUCUGACUGCACAGAUUGCAGAACUUACGUCACAGGUGUACUUCAGAGCUCCUUUUGAAGCCAUCUGCAACCCGAAGCAGCUUGUUGAAUACGUUGUCAUGGACAUUGAUGUGAUUAUGGAGAAAGAUCGAAAGACUUAUCCCGGCCAAGGACAGGUCUCUUUUAAGCAUGCCCUCUGCGACAUUUGGGUAGUGCGUGCUUCGGAGCUGGGCAUCAACGAUAACCCCAUUCACACACGCUCCCACUUGGGUCACCUACUCAAGGUGGGCGAUUCUGUGAUGGGCUACAACACCGGCGAGGCUAAUAUCAACGACCAAGAAUUCGACAAACUGUCACCGGAUUUAAUUCCAGAUGUGAUCCUUGUACGCAAACACUACGAUCGCCAAACUAGACUUAGCCAGCGCGUGUGGAAGAUCAAGCAUCUGGCAGCGGAGGCCACAGAUGAGCGCAGCAAAUACGAUUACCACGAGUUCCUCGAUGAUCUCGAAGAGAACGAGGAUAUUCGAGGACAGGUCAACAUCUAUCGCGAUACCAACAAGACGAUACCAAUUGAGGUUCAGGCCACUGGCGGAGAUGUGCCGCAGAUCACGCUGGAGGAGAUGCUGGAGGACAUGACGCUCGAGUGCGCCGAUGACGAUAUGGGCGAGGAUGAAGGAGCGGCAGAUGCCGAACCGCAACUGUAGUUUCUUUAUUUUUUUUUAUUAAUCAUAUCCUUUUUUUACCCAUGUAUGACCUGUACAUAUUCGCUUAAUACACAUAAACACCUAGGAAACUA